CAAACUCCCCUUGAACCACAACUUAAAACCACAUAAGGACCCAAUUAACUGCAAUGAACUAGUCAUUGGCUCCAGUAGUUCACAAAUUAAUCUCAACAAUGGCAAGAGUUCUUCCAAUUCUUGCAACUCAAUCGAUCAUUCUCUGCCUCGCCAUCGUUUCAUCCACAGCAGAGAAUCCCAAUCAUGAAUUUGCGAGAACGGUGAACAAGAAACAAAUGGGUCUCAAGAGAGAAAAGCUUAGCCACUUUCGCAUAUACUGGCACGACAUCCUCGCAGGCCCAAACCCAAGUGGAGUCCAAGUCGUUCCACCACAAAACGCAUCACUCACAGCCUUCGGAUUAGUGAGAAUGAUUGAUAACCCACUCACAGCAGGCCCUGAUUUGAGCACCAAAUUUGUUGGUAGGGCACAGGGGUUUUACGCAUCCGCGUCGCAGCAGGAACUUGGGUUGCUGAUGGCCAUGAAUUUUGCUUUCACGGAAGGAAAAUACAAUGGGAGCACCAUAACAGUGCUUGGGAGGAACGCGGUUUUCACGAAGGUUCGAGAGAUGCCGGUGAUCGGAGGCAGUGGACUUUUCCGAUUCGCUAGAGGUUAUGUUGAAGCCACUACGGCUAAGUUAGAUCUCAAGACAGGAGAUGCUACGGUGGAGUAUAAUUGCUACGUUUUGCAUUACUGAUGACGCUUUUUGGUUAAGUGGGUCGUAGUGAAUAAUUAAUUGUGUGUUAGUUCCAAAUCAAUCACUCUGUCUCUUUAAUUAACUUUUGCUUUCUAGUCAAGGCCCAGCUUGGCAGCUGGUUCGGAGGAGCAGGGUUCGUGUUGAACCCUCUUUUCAAGGCAAUAAAAAUAUUAAAUACAUGUGUCGUUUAGUAGGUUUCGCGAAUUCUGAACCACGCAAAAGGGUUCACACU
Molecule: messenger RNA, 906 nt
Organism: Tripterygium wilfordii
Lineage: Eukaryota; Viridiplantae; Streptophyta; Magnoliopsida; Celastrales; Celastraceae
Product: dirigent protein 22-like
Exons: 1
Coding region: 99-674 (191 amino acids)
Source: RefSeq, a predicted model, not a curated record